Molecule: messenger RNA, 1505 nt
Organism: Camelina sativa (false flax)
Lineage: Eukaryota; Viridiplantae; Streptophyta; Magnoliopsida; Brassicales; Brassicaceae
Molecular function (GO): protein binding
Source: RefSeq, a predicted model, not a curated record
GAUUUGGGCGGCUUACCUGUAACUGAUCACAACUUGAUUUCUCUCCGGGGUCUGACAAAGCUAGAGUACCUUGACAUCUGGGGAAGCAACGUAACCAACCUAGGAGUUGUGAGUAUACUUAAGUUUUCAAACUUGAGCUUCCUCAAUCUCUCGUGGACCAGCGUCACACAGACUCCGAAUAUACCGCACCUUGAAUGCUUACACAUGAACAAGUGCGACAUUGUCUCCAUAUCAAAAAUGCAUAACUCCGCACUAGCUUCCUUGAAAAAGUUAGUUUUGUCCGGAGCUACUUUCAGUGCUGAAACCGAAUCCUUUUCCUUCACCAACCAAAGCUCGAUAGCCUACUUAGACGUUUCCAACACUCCCCUCCAAAACUUCAGCUUCUUAGCAACUAUGAUUAACCUGGAACAUCUUGAUCUGAGCUCCACAGCUUUCGGGGAUGAUUCUGUUGACUUUGUAGCAUGUGUUGGCGAGAGUCUGAGGAAUCUAAAUGUCUCAUAUACAAGAAUCACUUCUGAUGGGGUCGGGAAUCUUGCGGGACAUGUGCCGCAACUCAACACAUUAUCUCUGUCCCAGACAUCUGUCGACGAUCUUUCCAUCUUACUUAUCAGCACCAUGAUGCCUUGUAUUAAAGUCCUCGACUUGAGCAUGACCAGGAUCCAAGGAUUCAUCCAGCAACAUACUCAACAAGCAGAGCCGUCGUUUGCAGCACUACAGUCUCUAACUUCCCUUGAAAUCCUGAGUCUAGAACAUGCAUAUUUGAGCGAUACUGCUCUCUCUCCUUUAAGUGGUCUUACCGGAUUAACACAUUGGUCCCUAAAAAGCAGUUCCCUCACAGAUUCCACUCUCCACCAUCUCUCCUCUCUCCCAAACCUAGUCAGUCUCGGGGUCCAAGAUGCAGUUUUGACCGACAAUGGUCUCGAGAAGUUCAACCCACCUUUAAGGCUGAGAAUACUUGACCUCAAAGGUUGUUGGCUUUUAACCGAAGAAGCUAUCGCUGGUCUUUGCAGAAGGUACCCUCACAUUAAAGUGAGGCAUGAAUUCGCGCAUGACUCUUCUUCUCUCGACCAAAAUCAACCUCUUCCUCGUUCAUCGCCUCACCAGAAUUUUGAAACGGUAGCGUGGAGAAGGAACAACCAAAGGCCAGAGAGUUCUGUUGCUGUUCGCAGGGGUUUCUUAGACCAGAGGGUGAAGUACAGAAGGGAAGUGUUGGUUGCUCUACAGAAUUCGCCUUUGUCACAAUUGCUUCCACGGGAAGAACUUGUCAGUAGUGCACCGGAUAUUUUUAGCUGAUUUCGUUACAAGAACGGUGAUUCAAUGAUUUGCAAAAGAGUUGAAACUUCGGGAGAUCUUAGCAUCUGUCUUGUCAGUUUUGGCCUCGAUUUCCCUUCCUCGAGUUUGUUAAGACAUUUAAGACAUACAGUAGUAGUACAUGUAUCGUGUACUAAAUUGUACUAGUACUACAUUUUGGAUAUUAGUUGAAAAUUAUGUACUCUUUUCUGUUU